Messenger RNA from Elaeis guineensis (African oil palm), 1484 nucleotides. The record is from RefSeq and is a predicted model, not a curated record. Lineage: Eukaryota; Viridiplantae; Streptophyta; Magnoliopsida; Arecales; Arecaceae.
GAGAUUGGAGAGUGAGCUUCCAGGUGGGAAAAACCAUUUUCUUGAUACAUGUGGUCUGCCCAUCAGCACCUGCUUCAGUGCUACCAAGCUCCUGUGGCUGAUGGAAACAGUCGAAGCCGUGAAGCUAGCAGUUCAAGCCGGGGAUGCGCUGUUCGGCACCAUCGACACAUGGUUGAUCUGGAACCUCACAGGAGGCUGCGGCGGAGAUGUCGGUGCAGUGGACGAGGUACAGCACAGGGUCUAUGGAUUGCAUGUCACCGAUUGCUCGAACGCAUCCAGGACAAUGCUCAUGAACCUGAAGACUUUGGACUGGGAUGAGUCCACACUGGAGACCUUAGGCAUACCAUCUGAGAUAUUGCCGAAGAUUGUUAGCAACUCGGAGAUCGUCGGUGUGGUUGCCCAUGGAUGGCCACUUUCCGGGGUGCCCAUUGCCGGAUGCCUUGGUGAUCAGCAUGCUGCAAUGCUAGGCCAGUUGUGUCAGCAUGGCGAAGGCAAGAGCACCUACGGCACUGGUGCAUUCAUUCUUAUUAAUACUGGAAAGGAUAUUAUCAGAUCACACCAUGGACUACUCAGCACGAUUGCAUACAAGCUAGGCCCUGGUGCACCGACGAACUACGCAGUGGAAGGGUCUAUUGCCAUCGCAGGUGCUGCGGUCCAGUGGCUGAGAGAUGGCCUUGGGAUCAUUGAGCAUGCAGCAGAGGUUGAAGAGUUGGCAGAGCUUGUCGAGAAUUCCGGCGGAGUGUAUUUUGUGCCGGCGUUCAACGGGUUGUUUGCGCCAUGGUGGCGUGAUGAUGCAAGGGGGGUGUGCAUAGGGAUGACCAGAUUCACUAACAAGGGACACAUUGCUCGGGCGGUGCUGGAAAGCAUAUGUUUUCAGGUGAAUGAUGUGAUUAAAUCUAUGUGCAAGGAUGCUGCGGACAAUGGAGUAGAAAGCAAAGAUGGGUUAUUCUUGCUUCGGGUCGAUGGUGGUGCCAGUGCCAAUAAUCUUCUGAUGCAGACCCAGGCUGAUCUUUUGGGUAGUGCAGUUGUGAGGCCUGGGAACAUAGAAACAACGGCUCUCGGUGCAGGAUAUGCAGCUGGACUAGCUGUUGGGAUUUGGUCGGAAGAACAGAUAUUUGCAUUUGGUGACAAUGCAAAGGCUACCAUUUUCCAACCCCAAUUGGAUGCGUCCAAGAGGCAGAAAAGGUCCGAUUGCUGGUGCAAGGCUGUCUCUAGAACUUUUGAUUUGGCCGACCUGGACACCUGAUGUCCAUAUCUUUUCGCGGUUAGCCUCCUAAUUGGCGUCCUUUAUAGAAGGAACAUUAUCCUUUCAAUAAGUUUCUCUCUGAAGAUUUUGUCAGAUGGAACAAGUAUUUUAUGUUUCUUGCGAAUUGGACAUGCCUCCAUCUUUCAAAGCCUUGAGGGAAAUGCAAUUGAAUUCGUUAUCCGGCAAUUGUUCAAUUUGAGUUCCUUCAAUAAUUUCAAAACUUUGAAGUAAGAGUUCG